AUGUUAUUUCCGCCACUUCCUACCACCGAAUUUACGCCUUUUGGUUUGAGAAUACACCUCAUUCUCUACACCGAAGAAGAAGAGGUUACAAAAUCGUUUGCUGAAUCACUUAAAGAUGGAUUAAAGGCUUUAGGUUUAGGAAGGAACGCUAAGCAGUUAUUAUCCGACAUUGAAUCAUUGCAUAUGGUGACUAGUUUGGACCUAGAUUCUGCUGAUGAUUCAUUAGAGCUUCUGAAAUUUCCUAAUUUGAAGAAACUCACUAUCAAUUUAAUCGACAAUGCGCUGGUUUUAAAAUCGUGGGAUGUUCCACAAUCGUUGGAGGAAAACCACCUUGGAGACAUCUCCAACGAGAAUUACGAGAAUAUUUCAUCAUUUAUCUCAAACCUACCACUGGACUUGAAGAAGUUAACAAUACGGGGACGGAAAUUGAAGUGGUUUCAAGGCAUGUUGGACUUUUCAAAGUUUCAAAAGUUAUUAUACCUUUCAAUUCGUGGUGAGGGUUACCUGAUUCAAUCGAACUGCUGCGCUUCUACAACCCGUCGCUUGACUUCAUUGGCGAGAUACAAUUUCCAAAGAACUUACAGUCAUUGA
Molecule: messenger RNA, 591 nt
Organism: Lodderomyces margitis
Lineage: Eukaryota; Fungi; Ascomycota; Pichiomycetes; Serinales; Debaryomycetaceae
Exons: 2
Coding region: 1-591 (196 amino acids)
Source: RefSeq, a predicted model, not a curated record